GAUGUCAACGUCUGGGAUCUCUCCACGCAAUACUAUGUUUACUAAGUGUUCCUGGAAGAAUUUAAAUUUAAUUGUGUGAAUUUAACUUGCAAAUAUCGUAAAUAAUCUGGUAAAGAUGACUUCUGUGAAGGUAGCCGUGCGAGUCCGGCCCCUGAACCGAAGGGAAAAGGACUUGGAGAGUAAAUUCAUCAUUGAGAUGGACAAAAAGAAAACUACCAUAGUUAAUAGAAAGGUGCCAGAAACAGGAGGUGAGGGUGACCACGCGAGGGAGAACAUGAGACUGAAGGAGUUCACGUUUGACCAUUCCUUCUGGUCAGUUCUUCGGUCAGACUGUAAUUAUGCCUCACAAGAGGAGGUAUUUAAGUGUCUCGGACUGGAUGUGGUUGCCUCUGCCUACGAUGGCUACAAUGCAUGUGUGUUUGCCUAUGGACAGACCGGGUCGGGAAAGAGUUACUCAAUGAUGGGCAGCCAGGAUGAUCCUGGGUUAAUCCCUAGAAUUUGUCAGGAACUGUUUUCCCGUAUGACUGAUGAAGAUACAAGUUUUAAAGCUGAAGUCAGUUACUUGGAAAUUUACAACGAAAAAGUGAGAGACCUGUUGAAGCAGUCAUCUUCCAACAAGCCGAUGCAUAGUCUUCGUGUGAGAGAACAUCCUAAACUGGGCCCCUACGUACAAGAUUUAUCCAAACAUACUGUCACUGAUUACGACGACAUCAAAGCCCUCAUGGACAGGGGGAAUUCCAUCAGAACAACCGCUGCCACAAACAUGAAUGACACAAGCAGUAGGUCCCAUGCUAUCUUCACCAUUGUGUUCACUCAGGCCAAGUUUGCCAAUGAUGUCCCCUGUGAAAUGAGCAGCAAAAUACAUUUAGUUGAUCUAGCAGGAAGUGAGCGAGCUGACUCCUCAGGGGCCACGGGUCAGAGGUUAAAAGAAGGUGCCAGUAUCAACAAGUCCCUGGUCACUCUCGGAUCGGUCAUCAGUGUACUUGCUGAGAUAUCGGAAAAGGGAAGCAAGUCUGGGAAGACAUUUUUCAUUCCAUAUCGAGACUCUGUUCUGACUUGGCUCCUGAAAGACAGCUUGGGAGGAAACUCCCGAACCAUCAUGGUAGCAACGAUAUCACCUGCUGACGUGAACUAUGCAGAAACACUAAGUACACUGCGGUAUGCUAAUAGAGCCAAGAAUAUUAUCAACAGACCUACUGUGAAUGAGGAUCCCAAUGUCAAACUGAUCCGAGAUCUUCGGGACGAGAUCAACAGACUGAAAACUUUGUUGGGUGGCAAUAUUGACAACAUUUCAACUCCAAAAGUUCAGGAAAAGUUACAUGAAAAUGAAGCAAGGGUAAAAGUAUUGACAGAAGAAUGGGCAGAAAAGUGGAAUGAAGCUCAACAUAUUUUACAGGACCAGACGUUAGCUAUACGUAAGGAGGGCCUCGGUGUGGUGCUCGACUCAACACUUCCUCAUCUGAUUGGUAUAGACGAUGAUAUCCUCAGUACUGGAAUCAUGUUAUACCAUUUGAAGGGAGGUAGCACCAUUGUUGGAAGGCCAGACUCUGAGGAGAUGCCAGAUAUAGAGAUUGCUGGGAUAGAUGUUGAAGAGAACCACUGCGAGAUUGUCCAUCAAAAUGGGGAGGUAACUCUAUACCCCAUGCAGGGUGCUAUGUGCUCAAUCAACGGUACUGUGGUCACCGAACCGGUUAAACUAACUCAAGGGGCCGUGAUUUUGCUCGGCAGGACGAACAUGUUCCGUUUUAAUCAUCCUGCUGAAGCGGCCAAAAUGAAACAAGAGCUCCGAAGUUGUGGGUUGAGUUUGUCCCGGACAUCCCUCCUUGGUCACUCCAUGACAGAUCUGUACAAAUCUUCGGAAAAUCUCUCCCUCCUGGCUGCUGGAUUUGAGUUAGAACAGAACAAUAGAGAAGAUUUAGCCAAACUUGAAGAUAAAAGAACACACAUUACUCUGAUGGAGAAGCGACACAAGAAGGCAGAUAACGACCGAGACGAGGCUCAAGAUAAACUGGAAAAAUUCGUCCUGGAGAAAGAGGAACAACUUUCAAUGAUUCAGGAACAGUUUGAUGAGGAAAUUAGCAUUGGAGAAAAAUUAAAGAUUUUGCAGGAAAAAGAAAUUUUGAUAACCAAGGAAGCUGCAGUCACAACACAGAGACUGGAAAAGGAAGGUGAGAAAAUUAAACGACAACAUGAGGAACAGACGACCCAGCUCCAGGCCCUGGUUAGCAGACAGGCUCAACUAGAGAACUUAAAGGCUGACACAGAGACAGAGGUCACGGCUAAGGUCAAAGAUCUCAUGUGUCAGAAGUCACAAGCUGAAAAGAAAUCAACUUCUGAAGUGAAAGACCUAAAGAAUAUGCAAUCCAAACUUGAAAAUGGCAAACAAUUAAUACUGGACAAUAAUGUUGAUGUGCAAUCAGAAAUUCUGUCACUUGAACAGAGUCAGUGUGAGUUUCUUGCUCAGUGGGAGAAAGAUAAAGAAGCUAUGACAGAUAAGUGGCAUCCUUCUUUGAAAGAGAUUGCGGUCAAGAACCAGAGGAUUGAAGAAGCAUGGAAGGAUUUAUUGGAGCUCGAGCGGAAACAUCAGCUUAAGGCCCAAAACCAGCAGAAUAUGAGUGAUGAUGAAAGAGAGAAAUUUGAGGAUGAAAAACAUGAAUUAGAAAUGGCUAGAACUCUCUUGAAGGAGGAGGAAGAAAGAGUCUCUCGUGAAGAGAAGGAAUUGGUAGAUGUUAUAGAAAAAGAAAUGGAUGAAAUGGAACUAAAGAAAAAUGAGAAAUUAAAUGAAAUAGAAAUGAAGAAACAUGAUGUAAUACUCGAUUCUGACGAUGAAUUGAGGACAUUAUCGCAAAGAAUCUCAGAAAAGGAACAGGAUUUAAAGAGGACACGUGAACAAGUAAAUGAGAUUGAUAAGGAAUUGAUGUGUUGUGAUAACAAACUGAGUGAGGUGGUAGACUCAACCACGCAGGAGCUGGUAGAGUUAGGUCGGAGACAGACAGAACUGACCGCCAACAUGCUGGACGAGGGGGCUGUCAGUGAGACGCUGACAGACAUCAGUAAUAAGGUCAUAGAAGUGGAAACUAACUAUAAAAAAGAACUGAAGACAAUACAGUCAGAAAGAGAGAGGUUACUGAUGAACAAAGAAGCAGCAGCAUUAUGUGAAGCAGAAGAAAAUGGCUGGGAAAGACUGUCUGAAGAUGCUAGACUGGAGAGGAAGAUACAGGAGAUAGAAUCAUUGAAGAAAGAAGUGGAAUCAGCGAGGGCAGACCUGGACGAAAAACAGCGUCGGUUUGAGGAGGAGAGGAAUGCGGAAAUGGACAAGAUUGAGUAUGAGGUACUCAAACUGCAGGAAAUGGAGAGACAGGAGAGAAUAAAUGCCUUGGUUGAACAAGAGGUGAAAAGAAGAAUGUUUGAAGAGAAAGUAGAGCGAGAAAACAGACGAAAAGUGGAACGAAAGAAGGAGCAGGAGGACAGAGCGGAGGAGAUACAAAAGAUAAAGGAACAACACAACCGUGAGCUGCGCCAACUAAAGGCUAAGUUAGAGAAGAUCAGUAAUGGAAAAUCAACCAAGUCUGCCAUUUCAAGCAAGUCUAACCCUUAUGCUACAGUUAUGUCUUCUGAUACGGGUAGGGAUGGUACCACUUCGCCUCAUCAUGGAAGUAUUGAUAAUAGAAGUAGUAGUCUCACCUACUCUGGUGACCUUAACCUUCUCAAGGUCACCAUUCCGUCUUACCGUCUCCAAGGCUACGGAUCUGACCAUCAUUAUGAAUAUGAAGUGAAGAUAAUGAUUGGAGAGGAUUCCUGGACAGUGUACCGUAGGUACAGCAGAUUUCGACUAUUACACCAAGACUGGAAGCGCAAAAUACCUGAGAUUAAUUCAUUGGUGUUUCCUCCAAAGAAACUGUUCAGUAGAUCUGAAAAGGUGGUGGCAGAGAGGCAGAAACAGUUAGAGCUGUACAUGCAGAACUUCCUGUCCAUCUGUCAGAGAACACCAUCUUGCUCCCUACAUUCCUCCAAUAACAAAUAUCUCACCAAACAAGUCUUGUGCGAGUUUGAAACUUUUUUCAAGCGAGGAUUAUUUGAAGUGUCCAAACACGGUGCAACAUAAGAUAUGUACAGUACAAGCACUGUUUCACACAAUGUUUCCAAACCCAGUUCCACAUGAUUUAUCCAAACACAGUGCCACUUGAUGUAUCCAAAUAUUAUGUUUUCAUUCAUGUUACAAGAUGAGGUGACCACCUUGUUUCCAAACACAGUGCCACAUAAUUUGUCCAAAAACAGUACAACAGGAUGUGUCCAAGCACAGCAUGACAGCUAGGAUGUGUCCAAACACAGUAUAGGAGGAUGUGUCCAAACACAGCACGACAGGAUGUGUCCAAACACGGGACAACAGGAUGUGUCCAAACACAGUACAACAGGAUGUGUCCAAACACAGCACAACAGGAUGUGUCCAAACACAGUACAACAGGAUGUGUCCAAACACAACACAACAGGGAUGUGUCCAAACAGAGUACAACAGAAUGUGUCCAAACACAUUACAACAGGAUGUGUCCAAACACAGUACAACAGGAUUUGUCCAAACACAGUACGACAGGAUGUGUCCAAACACAGUACAACAGGAUGUGUCCAAACACAGUACAACAGGAUGUGUCCAAACACAGUAUGACAGGAUGUGUCCAAACACAGUACGACAGGAUGUGUCCAAACACAGUAUGACAGGAUGUGUCCAAACACAGUACGACAGGAUGUGUCCAAACACAGCACGACAGGUUGUGUCCAAACACAGUACAACAGGAUUUGUACAAACACAGCACAACAGGAUGUGUCCAAACACAGCACAACAGGAUGUGUCCAAACACAGUAUGACAGGAUGUGUCCAAACACAGCACGACAGGUUGUGUCCAAACACAGUACAACAGGAUUUGUCCAAACACAGCACAACAGGAUGUGUCCAAGCACAGUAUGACAGGAUGUGUCCAAACACAGUACAACAGGAUGUGUCCAAACACAGCACGACAGGAUGUGUCCAAACACAACACAACAGGAUGUGUCCAAACACAGUAUGAUAGGUUGUGUCCAAACACAACACAACGGGAUGUGUCCAAACACAGUAUGAUAGGUUGUGUCCAAACACAGCACAACAGGAUGUGUCCAAACACAGUAUGACAGGAUGUGUCCAAACACAGCACAACAGGAUGUGUCCAAACACAGUAUGAUAGGUUGUGUCCAAACACAGUACAACAGGAUGUGUCCAAACACAGUAUGACAGGAUGUGUCCAAGCACAGUACGACAGGAUGUGUCCAAACACAGUACAACAGGUUGUGUCCAAACACAGUAUGACAGGAUGUGUCCAAACACAGUACGACAGGAUGUUUCCAAACACAGCACAACAGGUUGUGUCCAAACACAGUACAACAGGAUGUGUCCAAACACAGUAUGAUAGGUUGUGUCCAAACACAGUACAACAGGAUGUGUCCAAACACAGUAUGACAGGAUGUGUCCAAGCACAGUACAACAGGAUGUGUUCAAACACAGCACAACAGGUUGUGUCCAAACAUAGUACAACAGGAUGUGUCCAAACACAGUACAACAGGUUGUGUCCAAACACAGUAUGAUAGGUUUGUGUCCAAACACAGUACAACAGGAUGUGU
Pecten maximus is the source of this 5649-nucleotide messenger RNA. RefSeq names its product kinesin-like protein KIF16B. Lineage: Eukaryota; Metazoa; Mollusca; Bivalvia; Pectinida; Pectinidae. Gene Ontology annotation, biological process: microtubule-based movement. The transcript has 35 exons. The record is from RefSeq and is a predicted model, not a curated record. The coding region runs from base 116 to 4105 and encodes 1329 amino acids. Gene Ontology annotation, molecular function: phosphatidylinositol binding; ATP binding; microtubule motor activity.